CACUACGACAUCGCGUUGCUUUACGUAAGGCAGGCGCUCCGGUUUCCUGGCGGAGAAGAUGGCGGCUCCUGGACCGGGGGAGUAUUUCAGCGUCGGGAGCCAUGUCUCUUGCCUCACCUGCUUGGGCCAACGUCUGCAAGGAGAAGUGGUCGCGUUUGACUACCAGUCCAAGAUGUUGACUCUGAAAUGUGCUUCCUCCAGUGGCAAGCCGAACCUCAACGACGUCAUCCUGAUCAACUUAGCCUAUGUUUCUGAUGUGGACAUCAUUAAUGACCGCACCGAGACCCCACCCCCACUAGCAUCUCUGAAUGUUAGCAAGCUUGCCAAUCGAGCACGGUCAGAAAAGGAGGACAAGCUGUCCCAAGCCUAUGCAAUCAGUGCUGGGGUUUCUGUGGAGGGCCAACAGCUAUUCCAGACCAUUCACAAAACCAUCAAAGACUGUAAAUGGCAGGAGAAGAACAUUAUUGUGAUGGACGACGUCGUAAUCUCGCCGCCUUACCAGGUUGAGAACUGCAAAGGCAAAGAGGGAAGCGCUUUAAGUCAUGUACGCAAAAUAUUACUGAAACUGAUGGACACAGCCCCCCCAAACUCCAUCUUUGGAAAGCUGUAGAGGAAGUUGGUUUCAGAUGCUGUUCGACCGGCAGAAAAAGCUCUUGGGUUGGCGCAUACCUCCCCAUCAACACCCUCCAUGUUAUUAUUUGUGUGAAGCUAUAAUGUAUUUCCUUCUGUCUCUGAAUAACUGUUUUAUAUCGCGCUGAAACGCUUUGUAAAACUGUAUAGCCUGCUUCACGUUGUUGCUCUCUGAACAGCAACGUCCUGAAAGAUAUGAUUUCAAUUAGAUAUUCACAAGAUGGUGUCCCCGGUUUUUUUUUAAUGUCACGGUUUCGUUCUUGCAGGUUGAGAAACAUUUUAGAGACGUGGAAAGUCAGAAGUCCAUGCAACGUUCACAAGCACAGCAAACACAGAAGGACUCCACUUUAUCUUCUUGAGUUGGCAGCGCGGGUCGGCCGGGGAAGGCGACGCGGGGGUUUUGUUCCCACUGCCAGACUAAUUCGGCAUUCCUUGUCCUCAGUCCGAGACCACAAGGAGCAGCGCUGUGGGCCCUGGAUCCAGAAGAUCAAAAUACCAUUAAAUGAAAAAAAAAGACAAAAAAGAAAGAGGAAAGAUUAAAUCUUAAAUUAGACUUUAUAAAGAAUAAUUUAAACAUGAACCAUAAAGCAACCAUAGUUUCCUUAACUAACUUGUCCUCAUUCUGGCCCCCCCACAACCCCACCUCACCCUUCCUCCCACAACCCUCCUGUCCCUGAAGGCCUUUUGUCUUUUUCCGCCCUCCUUCCUUUGCCUUCAGUUCCAAUUUCAAAAAAAGAAAACUAGAGCAGUCAGAAAGGCUUGUUAGCUUUAUUUUUCUGUCAUCGUUUCCUUUUUUGCUGUAUCCAUGUUCUACUGUCUGUAUUUUCUGUAUUUUAAACAAAAUGUGACUUGAAAUGCCACACUUUAAAGGACAUUUUCUAAAAUAAAAGUAACAAAAAUUCUGA
This is a messenger RNA of Notothenia coriiceps (black rockcod), 1535 nucleotides long. RefSeq names its product LSM12 homolog b (gene lsm12b). The coding region runs from base 59 to 610 and encodes 183 amino acids. Gene Ontology annotation, molecular function: RNA binding. NCBI's taxonomy places the organism in Eukaryota, Metazoa, Chordata, Actinopteri, Perciformes, Nototheniidae. The record is from RefSeq and is a predicted model, not a curated record. The transcript has 5 exons.